AUGCAUUCGUGUCUGUCUGCGCAAGUGCUCGGUUCCUGCAGAGGUUCCUUGGUCAGAGCUAUGAGCUACCACCAUACGAGCCAACUCUGGAGUUCCCAGUUCGGCGUGCGCUUUGGAGCGCUUGCAAAUGUCCGCCAGGAAUCAACUGCUUCUACGUCUAUUCAUACUUCUGCCCUAGGCGGUGAUGAGAUCCGUACCGACGGCCCUGUAAUUUCGGCCGAAGUCGGCCUAUACACGACGGAUGUUACCCCAGAUCCAUUGCCAUCAUUUCCACGCUCAAGGAGUCCUCGGCGAGCGCCCAUUGCUCUCCCGCCACGCUCAACAGACGCUCAACGACCACCUAUCGCUCUCCCAGAUCCAAAUGUCGCAACCAACUCAAAAGAUGCGAGCUCAAAGGACGCGAGCGCAAAAGAGAACGCCGCGGCUCCUAGCGCAGACAAGAAGAAGAUUGUCGUCGAGCCACCGUCGACUUCACUAGAGUUCAGCAUCUCCAAGAAAGAGUUUCUUGCUGCCCGCGCUGCCAUCCCUGGCACUCCCGAGGCUCACUGGUCAUAUACCAUGUACCAUCGAACUGGCGAGAAUGGAAAGGUCGAUAAUGUUAAAGUCCAUUAUUGUGAAAGUAAGGCUACCACGGAGCGGGUCUGUAGCGAGUAUUUCCUCAACGAAGAUGUCAUCGGUCUUGAUCUGGAGUGGAUGAAAUGGGCAAGGAAGACGGAUGGGCCACGGCAAAACGUCUCCCUCAUCCAGAUUGCGAGCCCUAGCCGCAUUGCCUUGAUCCAUGUCGCAGUGUUCACAGAGAAGGAGGACUUUCUAGGGCCGUCGUUUCGCAAGAUGAUGGAGAAUCCCAACGUGAGCAAAGUCGGCGUCAACAUCAUACCGGAUUGCACGCGCCUCAAAACCCACCUCGGCGUCACUGUUCGCGGUGUCUUUGAGUUGAGCCAUCUUUACAGGGUCGUCAAGUAUCUGCCAGAGACGCCUAACCUCGUCCACAAAGGACUGGUAUCACUGGCUACCCAAGUUGAAGACCAGUUACUGCUUCCUUUGUUCAAGGGAGAUCUAGUCCGAACCGGGAAUUGGAUGAGACGGCUCAGCUCGCAACAAAUCAACUAUGCUGCGUCGGAUGCUUAUGCCGGCCUUCAGCUCUACUACGUGCUUGAGGAGAAACGAAAAGCCCUCGUGCCCUGCCCUCCUAGACCGCAUCAUGCGGAACUGCGGCUACCUAUUCCACUUCCUGAUCCUCCAGCUCCUCCAGCUGUUGAGAAAACAGAGGAUGAUGCUGCUGCCGUGGACCCGACAACAGCCACUUCUGCAGAUACAACGGCUUCCACAUAUAAACGCAAAAACUACAAGCCUAAAGAUCCUAAAUUAGAAGACUCUAAGCCUCAAGAUCCUAAACUAGAAGAUCCAAACCCUGAAGACUCCAAACCUAAAAGGCAACUACCAAAAACCUUUAAACCGAAACUUCCAGCCUCGGAAGCUGCAGCAUCGGGUGAUUCGGCCACAAAGGCCCCCAAAGCGAAAAGACAACGCCCGCCAAAAGCCCCCGACACUAGAGACGCGCGGGUCAUUGCAGCCGAAGCAGAGAUGAAGGCGUACAACGAUGCGUACACUGCCGCCAACUCAACCUGGCCCGUCACCACCCCGGUCCGCAUCAGGGCGUACUACAUCUGGUACCGGAAUGAGGACCUUUGCCCUGCCGAUAUCGCGGCGCUCUUGCGAGACCCGCCGCUGCUGACCAGCACUGUUGCGGCGUAUAUCGUGGAUGCGAUACAGACGGAGAAGUUUCCUUAUCCGUUGGGCAGGUUGCACAAGGAAGUGGUGUGCCAUAUAGACCUCGAAAAGCCGUACAUGUAUAAGUACAAGUCGUUUUGCGAGGAGUGUUCAAAGGCAGUCAAGCUGGACCACAAUAACGAGGAAACGAAGCAAACGGAAGUGAAGCCAGACGAGCAGAAAUAA
Molecule: messenger RNA, 1956 nt
Organism: Trichoderma harzianum CBS 226.95
Lineage: Eukaryota; Fungi; Ascomycota; Sordariomycetes; Hypocreales; Hypocreaceae
Exons: 2
Coding region: 1-1956 (651 amino acids)
Biological process (GO): nucleobase-containing compound metabolic process
Cellular component (GO): nucleus; cytoplasm
Molecular function (GO): nucleic acid binding; 3'-5' exonuclease activity
Source: RefSeq, a predicted model, not a curated record